GCUGCUUUGCCAGCAAGUGACAAACGGCCGACAGGGGUCCUCGUACGUCGUUCAGCUCUGCCACAGCUGGCCUGCAAAACUCCUGAAGAGCUGCUCCGUCUCCUGUGCUAUCUUAACGAGCCCAACGCCCAUCCACCGCACUGCGUGCCUCCGCCGAACACCGCACCCCAGCUCAAUUGUGCGCAGCCAACAAAGCAGCCCCGGGCGUUACAUCACGGCCUGCUUGCGUGUUCCCCAGACCUUCCUUCUCCACGUUCACUACCCACGCCGCGACGCUUGUCUCAGCCGAGUUUCGCCUUUCCCUACCAGUCUACGAGGAGUUCUUGUCUUUUGAUACCCCAGCGACGUCAUCAUGGCCAACGCCGGCUUCGCUACGUCCUUUUGGUCGCAAGACUACGCGGGUGGCCUGGGAGUGCUGUUUGGCAAGCUGCAGCAGGGCGUGCAGGAGAACCAGCAGAUCCUGACCGUUGCCCGCCUGCGCGCCGACGCCGAGGACGCAUACGGGAGCAGCCUGUCCAGCAUCACGUCUGCGACCGAGCGCAUAAGUGGAGGAUUUGCCAAAGACGAGGGCGCAAGCGUCCGCAAGGCUUACGAUGGCGUGCGCACCGAAAUGGAGGCCGCCGCGCAAAACCACAACAAGAUUGCGUCCAACAUCCGCGAGCUCGUCGUGAACCCGUUCGGCCGCUGGUGCGAGGCGCAUGCUGCCCGCGUGCAGAACUCGCAGGACGACCUCCAAUCGCGCAUCAAGAUCCACGACCGACAAGCUGACGCCGUGCGCAAGUUCCGCUCGCAGUACUACAACAAGUGCCGGCUGGUGGAGGAUCUGGAAGAGGAGGACAAGCUGGCUUUCCAAGACCCCCAGAGCGAGGCACUUGCGAGUCCCAAGGCGAAGGUCCCCACCAUCAAGAUGACAGAGCCUGAAGACGCCGAGGAGGAGCCGAUUGACCUGGGCGACGAGACCUACCAGCCCGAGCAGGUGAAGAAGAUCCUGACCCACAUGCUGGAGACCAUCAAGCUCGGGGAAGUCAAGGUCCCUAUUAUCGGAACCUACCAGAACUGCUCCUCUGGCGCCGACAUCACCGAGUACAUCCAGAAGCACCUUGGAGCCACAAGCGUCAGCUAUGCAGAGAGAAUCGGCCAGGAUCUGGUCAACCACGGCUUUCUGCGUCUCAUUGGCAACGUCGGUAACGCGUUUGCGAACAGCUCCCGCAUGAACUACCAGUGGAAGACAAAGGUCUUCACGAUUACCGGAAUUCCCGAGAAGAAGACGCCCCUGGGACGUUCAGGCACUGCUGCGUCUACCAUGUCGAACGACAGCGUGACUGUGGAUUCGCCAGGAGGCGUUAUGCAGGAGUACCUCUCAGGCUGGAACCCGCUCAACAACCAGUACCCCAACGAGACAGCCCCGGAGAGGCUGCGACGAGAGGCUCGCGAGUCUGACGAACGCUACAAGGCCGCAGUGAAGAAGCUGGACUCCCUGCGAUGCAACUUGGAAGAGGCUAUGAUCGACCACCUGAAGUUCAUGGAGCGCUGCGAGUUGGACAGGCUGAAGGCCAUCAAGGCUGUCAUUCUCGACUUUUCUGGCGCCAUCAGCAACGUCAUUCCCAGUCUGCAGAGCACGGUUGACAAGAUGAUGCUUUUCCAGGAGACGGUCCAGCCGCUGGGCGAUCUUCGCUACAUGUUGGAGAACUACCGUACUGGGCCGUUUGUGCCUAAGGUCACGACUUACGAGAACUACUACAACUCGGUUGACGAGCAGACGUUUGGCGUGGAUCUCGAGGCACGCGCUCGCUCCGACAAGAAGCGCGUUCCUAUCCUGAUUACCACGAUUUUGACUUUCCUGGACAACCACUACCCCGAUCUUGAGGGUGAUGAGGCUCGUCGUGGUAUCUGGCUUGUUGACGUGCCGUUGUCUCAGACACACAACCUCAGGGCCACCAUCAACACCGGCAAGAGAUUCGAGGAUGAGAUUCUGGAGAAGUACGAUAUACCCAUUGUUGCGAGCGUUUUGAAGCUUUACCUCCUGGAACUUCCCGAUUCCCUCGUCUCAUCUCACGUUUACGAAAUUAUCAAGACCAUUUACAGCACUACCGCAUCGGAUGUAGACGAGGCCACCCGAGUCACAGUCCUCCAGUCCACACUUGGUCAGCUUCGUCUCGCGAACAUUGCAACUCUUGAUGCAAUCUGCACACACUUCACGCGAUUGAUCGAGCUGACCUCAGCCGACGAGACCUACGUUGCUGCACUGGCGAAUGCACUUGCACCCUGCAUUCUGCGUCCAAGGCUGGAGAACACUCUGACCAUGAACGAGCGCUACAGCUACCGCCUCGUGCGCGAUCUCUUCGCUCACAAGGAUGCCAUUUUCGGAGAGCUGAAGCGUGCCAGCACACUCACGCACUCUAGUUCGGGCUCGCAGCGCCCUCGUGCCAUCUCAACUGAUGAGAGCAACCGACGUGCGAACAUGGAGGAGCGCCAGCGAGCUAUCGCUGCACAGCGAUCCCCUCGAGGCGUUUCGCCAGGCCCCAGCAACCGCAGCAGCGGUUCUCACCGUCGUGACCGCAGUCAGACGCGCUUCCCCGUGAACGCCAACAACUCACCUACCGAAUCACGGAGAGCGCCCACGAACCGCGGUUCUCUUGAGGUCCCUGACCCUGACAGCCCCAGUGCUGGCGCUUCGGCUUCUACGAACGGCACGACAGACGACACCUCCGAUGCCCCAGCACCCUCAGCUGUCCCGGCACGUGCUGCGGAGAUGUAUGAGCCUAUUCCUUUCUCGCCUGUUGAGCAUCCGGCACCUUCAAGCACACGCGUGCCCCUAGCGCUUGGCGGCAGAAAGCACGCCGGCAGCCUGGCAAGAGGCAACCGAGAUUCAAUGGGCAGCCUCAAGCGGGGCGGCAACCGCGACUCGACUGGUAGUCUCAGGAGUCUUGCGAACGCCAGCAACGAAGACGGGCCCAGCGGCGUGACACUCGAGGACCCGGCGCCGCGAGGGGUAACGCUGGAGGACAAGCCCAUGGACGACUAGUGGUUGUUCUGAGCCCAACGACAGUGCAAUAUACCUAACGAAGGAGCGAUAGCGAUAGAUAUAGGAGGAGAUUUUGAUGCCUAACGUCGUCACGGCUACGAUAUCAGCGACUAGCGUGUAAUCACUUGCGGGACACUUUGGUGGUUCUUUUGUUAAUACUGUCAAUGAUCACAUGCUUCAGAUUCUUGAGUUCGUUGUCG
Messenger RNA from Boeremia exigua, 3225 nucleotides. Its product is annotated as Rho-GTPase-activating protein 8. The record is from RefSeq and is a predicted model, not a curated record. Lineage: Eukaryota; Fungi; Ascomycota; Dothideomycetes; Pleosporales; Didymellaceae. Gene Ontology annotation, cellular component: cell division site; division septum; plasma membrane. The transcript has 4 exons. Gene Ontology annotation, biological process: small GTPase-mediated signal transduction; cytoskeleton organization. Gene Ontology annotation, molecular function: GTPase activator activity. Bases 353 to 3025 code for a protein of 890 amino acids.